AUGUCGAGUAAAGUGUGGAAUACUGAAAUGUGGAAAGCGUGGGAUAAACAUGGAAGAAAUGACUUCCUGAAGCUAAUCAAACUGAAAUACAAGGAAGACGACACAGCAGAAUGGCGACGAGGACUGUACGAAUUAAUAUCAAAUGGUGUUCGUGGAAACGUAAAAAAGGACAGUGUUGUGGCCACGUUAGGUGAACUUGUGAAUAUGGAUGGAGCGGUACCAUCAGCUAUUGUAGAUAUAUUUACAUUAAUUGACGUGGAAGCUCACAAUGAUGAAAGAAAUAAUUUUUAUUAUAUCGUUAAGGAAUCCGAAAAGUUCUUAACAGACAGAAUACUGAAAGAACGUUUAGAGAUAGACACCCUGCAAGAUGUAGGAACAUUAAAGAACCGCAACUUCCAGACAAAAUUCAUCAAAGUUAAAACAAAACUUUAUUACAAACAACGGAAGUUCAAUUUGUUCCGCGAGGAAAGCGAAGGAUACUCGAAACUGAUAGUCGAAUUGAAUCAAGAGCGCCCUGCAAAUGAGGUGGCCCCCACCUUAGAAAUUGUUAAAUCAUUAAUAGGGUACUUCAAUCUUGAUCCGAACAGAGUUCUCGAUAUCCUGCUGGAGACUUUCGAAAAUCGUCCUGAUGACGAUGCACUUUUCAUUCCGUUGAUCCGGUCGUACAUGAGCGAUCAGCAUGUAUUGUGCGAGGUGUUAGGAUUCAAGUACCGAUGCACGGCAGCAUUGACGCCUUUUUCUCUGCAGAGAGUUACGGCUCUCAUGUUGCAACACCAUGUUAUUAAUUUGGACGACAUUUUGCCAUGGUUAGUCCCUGACGAUAAGACUAUAAUUAAGGAUCAUGAGCAAGCGAUGAAAGAUGCGAGAGAGUAUGUCAGAAAGAUGAGUGUAAUAUCAACAAAAGACAAAGAAGAGGUACUCGAAGAGAAAGAAAAUUUACAGGAAAAGUAUUCGACCAAUCAGAAGUAUGGCCUCUGCGAAGCUCUAUUAGAAAUCGGUGCCUGGGAGAUAGCCCAAAGUCUAUUCAACCGAUUACCAGAUCAUUGUUUAAUUGAUCAACGGCCGAUAGCAUUAGCGCUUUGUAAAAUGAUUCAGGCUCUCAUCGAGCCUGUGUACAGGAAGUAUUGCAUUAUAUCUCCAAAAUUACCGGGAAGGAAGGUUCCACCUUUAAAGAGUCCUUUAGCCCCUAAACCAAUUGAAAAUUUGGAGGAAAUUCAUGUUAGAUUAUUGCCGAUGCUGGUCAUCCUUGGGCCAAACUUGCACAACGAUCCAAUUUUAAUGUAUAAAAUCAUGCGUCUUUGUCACGCUAUUACGAAACAGGGUACAUUAGACUCAAACAAACAGCCAGUUAACAAAAGCAGUACCCUUUAUUACGACGUCCUCACUAUUUUGGACGUAGCUCUUUUACCAUCUUUGUCGUUUAUGGAUUGCAACUGUUGCGUGGCAGAGGAGGUGUGGAAUAUUUUGAAACAUUAUCCAUAUCAGAAUCGUUAUUGUCUUUACGCAAGAUGGAAGAACGAUACUCCGCUACAACACGCCGCUCUUCUGAAAAAAAGAGCCGAUGCUCAAAAACGAAUUAAAUCAAUUAUGAAGCGCGUUAGUAAAGAAACGAUCAAGCCCGUUGGAAGGUCCAUCGGGAAGUUGACGCAUUCGUCCCCCGGCGUUUUGUUUGACUACGUACUAAUACAAAUUCAAUUGUACGAUAACCUCAUAGGCCCUGUCGUCGACUCAUUAAAAUAUUUGACUAACCUUUCGUACGAUGUGCUUGGUUAUUGUCUAGUGGAAGCAUUAGCUGGAGCCGAUAGGGAUAGAUUUAAGCAUGACGGAACCAGCAUUUCUCUUUGGCUCCAGUCGCUAGCCUCCUUCUGUGGGGCGAUUUUUAAAAAAUAUAAUAUCGAACUUACUGGACUACUGCAGUACGUAGCUAAUCAACUUAAAGCACAAAAGAGCUUAGAUUUGUUAAUAUUGAAAGAAAUUGUACAAAAAAUGGCUGGCAUCGAAGCCGCUGAGGAAAUGACCACCGAUCAAUUAGAUGCAAUGGCUGGAGGAGAUCUUCUCAAGAAUGAGGCCGGGUACUUUAGUCAAGUUCGUAACACGAAGAAAUCUUCACAAAGGCUAAAGGAAGCUCUCUCUGAACAUGAUUUGGCAGUAGCUCUUUGUUUACUCAUGGCACAACAAAAACAUUGCGUCGUCUAUAGAGAAACUGAUAAGUCUCAUCUAAAACUUGUCGGCAAACUGUACGACCAGUGUCAAGAUACGCUGGUCCAAUUUGGGACCUUUUUGGGUUCUACGUUGACAGUGGACGAGUAUGUGGAUCGAUUGCCUACGAUAGAUUCAAUGUUGCAGGACAAUCAUAUACAUUCUGACGUUGCAUUUUUCCUAGCGAGACCAAUGUUUGCUCAUAACAUCAAUAGAAAGUAUGAUGCCUUGCGUAAGGCUGAUCCAAAUUACAAGAAAAUGUCAACCGCAGCGAAGCAAGCAAUGUAUGCCGAGGCUGCACAAACUGUUAUGGCUCCGGUAGCUCUAUCGGUCAGACCUCUGCAUCCUCUGAAAGUGUGGGAAGAUAUUUCACCACAAUUCCUGGUGACAUUCUGGUCGCUGUCGAUGUACGACCUGUACGUUCCCGUUGACAGCUAUCAACGAGAAGUUAACAAGCUUAAACAAUUAGCCAAUCAAGCCGCCGACACAAAGGACAUAAACAUUUCCAAAGGGAAGAAGGAACAGGAAAGGUAUACAACUUUGAUCGAGAAGCUUCAAGAUGAAAAGAAAAAGCAGGAAGAACACGUUGAAAAAGUGUUUGCUUAUUUAAGACAAGAAAAGGAUUCUUGGUUUUUAUCCAGAAGUGCGAAGUCCGCGAAAAAUGAGACGAUCACUCAGUUUCUGCAGUUGUGCUUGUUCCCACGGUGUACUUUUACAACGGUCGAUGCGAUGUACUGCGCCAAAUUUGUACAUACGAUUCACUCCCUGAAGACUGCGAAUUUUUCAACGUUGCUGUGCUAUGACAGACUCUUCUGUGAUAUUACUUACUCGGUCACAUCCUGUACCGAAAACGAAGCGAAUCGUUACGGCAGAUUCUUGUGUGCCAUGUUGGAGACGGUUAUGAGGUGGCACUCCGAGAAAGCUAUAUUCGACAAGGAAUGCAGCAAUUACCCAGGCUUCGUUACGAAGUUCCGCGUGAGCAACCAGUUCUCGGAGGCAAACGACAUGGUUGGCUUCGAGAAUUACCGACAUGUCUGUCAUAAGUGGCACUACAAAAUCACGAAGGCUAUCGUCGUCUGCUUGGACUCCAAGGACUAUGUGCAGAUCAGAAAUUCCCUGAUAAUCCUCAUCAAGAUUUUGCCACAUUUUCCCGUACUUGCGAAACUGUCGCAAAUCCUCGAGAGAAAGGUGGAGAAGGUUCGCGAGGCGGAGCGUGGACAACGGCAAGACUUACACGUAUUGGCGACUUCUUACAGUGGACAGUUAAAAGCCAAGACGCCCAGCAUGAUUCGGGAGUCAGAUUUUCAUCACGUGGGUGAUAAGGCUGCCAAGGCGCAGGAGAACGUAACUACCGAGCCUGCGGAAAAAGUUAGCAAUGGAGUAGUGCCGAAAGAAGUCAAUAACGGUGAUACGCGAAGUGAUAAGGACAAGGAAGUAAGGGAAAAACGUAGCGCCCCGAACCAAACCCACCACGAAACCUCCGAGAAACUUAGAAAAAAGGAGGACGUUAAAGAACCCGUAGACUCGAAGGAGAAGUAUGUUAAAAAAGAUGAGGUCAAGGAGGAGGAUGGAACCGACAAGAAGGAUAGAAAAUAUUACAAGGAAGAGCAUUAUUAUGCCGGUACCGUGGACAACCUGGAUCGAGAUUUAUCGAGUGUGUCCAAUAGUAGUGCUAGUUCUGGGACACAGCAGGACGGUCCCGAUAGGAAUAUAGACGUCAAACGAAGGAAGGUGGAAAACGUUCAGAAGCAGGAGACAAGAAGAACCGAUGUAGUAAUCGACAAGAAGGACCGAUCCGGAAAGACGAAAAUACGGGAUGAGCAGAAGGAACUUCGAAGAGAAAAGAAGCUGGGCCGCAAAAGGGUAAAUGAUCGAACGGAGGAGUCGGUGGUCCCAACGGAGCAAAAACGAAGAAAAGACGAGGACAGGGCGAAAGGUGCGCAUCAAAACGGAGACAUGCCCGAACACAGAGAGAAACAUCAUUACAGUAAGGAAAAGUCGCCAUACACAAAGGAGCGUACACACGAACGCGAAGGACGCGAAAGCCGAGACAAACAUAGAAGAAGUUCGGAUCCGAAACGGAGAUGAUGUAAAACGAUGGAAGGAUUAUGACUUACAUUUUAUAUCCUAUGUUUGAAUGUUGUAUGUAAUUAAGAUAGAUUUCAAAAUAAUAAAGAUCAAUAGUAAGUAA
Molecule: messenger RNA, 4390 nt
Organism: Orussus abietinus
Lineage: Eukaryota; Metazoa; Arthropoda; Insecta; Hymenoptera; Orussidae
Gene: tho2
Product: THO complex subunit 2
Exons: 28
Coding region: 1-4287 (1428 amino acids)
Biological process (GO): mRNA processing; mRNA export from nucleus
Cellular component (GO): THO complex part of transcription export complex
Molecular function (GO): mRNA binding
Source: RefSeq, a predicted model, not a curated record